Molecule: messenger RNA, 1795 nt
Organism: Cynara cardunculus var. scolymus (artichoke)
Lineage: Eukaryota; Viridiplantae; Streptophyta; Magnoliopsida; Asterales; Asteraceae
Product: F-box/kelch-repeat protein At1g57790-like
Exons: 3
Coding region: 278-1417 (379 amino acids)
Molecular function (GO): protein binding
Source: RefSeq, a predicted model, not a curated record
UUCCGAUCUAAUCAAAACUUGCCACGUCAACAAACGACUCUAACACUCAGAUCUCAUUGGUUGGCUUCACAAACUACCAGUGGUCGGCGUCACAUCAGAUAACUCUGUUAUUUACACGUGUUAUACUAGCACACAAAGCUGCACUCACGUUGUGACAACCGUCUUUCUCAUCAUCGUUUCAACGUAUCCUUUCUCUCUCUCUCUCUCUCUCUCUCUCUCUCUCUCUCACUCACUAACACACACAAAGUGGUGGGAGAAGCUUAAUCUGGUUGUGGUUAUGGCCGGAAGGAAGAGAAGGAGACUCAAAUUGUUAGCAGUAACAUUUAAAGAUGAUACAAGAGUUUCAACAAAGGGAAAUAUCGAGCAGGAGGAGCAGGAGGCGUGGUCUUUCCUUCCAGUCGAACUCCUUGAAUUUAUAAUUUCCCAAUUAACUUUAAAGGACAACAUUCGCACUUCUGCAGUUUGCAAACAAUGGUUCUCAGUUGCCCUAUCAGUCAGAGUGGUAAACAAGCCACCAUGGCUUAUGUACUUCCCCAAACUCGGUCACCGUUUUGAGUUCUACGAUCCUUCUCAACGCAAAACAUACUCUCUUGAAUUGCCAGAGUUACACGGCUGCAGGAUUUGUUACAAUAAAGACGGUUGGUUGCUGCUUUACAAACCAAGAACACAACGCGUGCUAUUUUUUAACCCCUUUACACGAGAAAUGAUCAAAUUGCCAAGAUUCGAGAUGACCUAUCAAAUAGUGGCGUUUUCUACCUCUCCUAAAUCUCCUAACUGCAUCGUUUUUACUGUUAAGCAUGUUAGUCCUACCGUUGUUGCUAUCAGCACUUGCCAUCCAGGAGCAACAGCGUGGACUACUGUUAAUUACCACAAUCGGUUGCCAUUUGUUAGCAGUAUCUGGAAUAAGCUUGUUUUCUGCAAUGGGCUUUUCUAUUGUUUGAGUCUAACCGGCUGGCUGGGAGUUUACGAUCCACAGGAACUCACAUGGACUAUCCGUAUCGUGCCUCCACCCAGGUGUCCUGAUAACUUUUUUGUGAAAAAUUGGUGGAAGGGAAAGUUUAUGGCCGAGCAUAGGGGAGAUAUCUUCGUUAUCUAUACUUGUUACAGUGAAAACCCGAUUAUUUAUAAGCUGGAUCAGGCUAACAAAGAGUGGGUCGAAAUGAAAACCCUUGAAGGUGUGACGCUAUUUGCUAGUUUUCUGUCGUCCCAUGCAAGAACUGAUCUUCUUGGAAUGAUGAGGAAUAGCGUUUAUUUCUCUAAAGUUCGUUUUUAUGGCAAACGAUGCAUAUCAUACUCUUUAGAUCACCAUAGAUACUACCCGCGGAAGCAGUGUCAUGAUUGGGGAGAACAAGAUCCAUUCGAGAGCAUCUGGGUCGAACCACCUGAAGAUGUUUCAACAUUCAACUGGGAAGACUAGUGAAGCAGUGCAGCGUUUUAGACGAAUCAUGAUCCAUCCGGGAAUGUUGUACUUCUGAAUAAAAAUCACCAGAAGUUCGCUUUCGGUAUCUUUAAACCUCAAUAAACAUCAAAUAUAUUGUGGAAAUAACAUAAAAAAUUAUGUAUUUUUAGGGGAUCAAAUUAAAACCCAAGCAAAGGUUGCAGGUUUACUAAUAGAUAGUAAAUUAUGUAAUAGGCAAGUUAAGAUAAAUAAUCUAUUCCUAAUGAUUCAUGCAAUUGUUUGUUUAAUUUAGAACAUAGUGAUUAGGAUGCAAAUUAAAGCAUAAUGCAUUUGGUGCCAACUCUCUUUACCAUCAUGUUACUAAUCCCAUAAUAAAUACACCACUAAAUCCAUGGC